AUGCCCGCAAGCGGCGCCGACAUUCGCGAGAGUGUAACGAGCGGGGUCUUUCCAGGAGGCAUUGGGGGGUUCCCUAGUGGGAGUGGUGGCCCAGAAGCAGCAUCUGCGGCGGCAAAUGCGGCGUCUCUUGGGGGUACAGUACCAGGCCAAGUGACUGGCGAAAAUGGCGGCAGCGGCGGCGGCGCUGGUGGCGGUAAAGGACAAGGGAUGCCGAACGACUUUAUAGACGUGAGAGUAGUGGGUUCUAAGAAGCUGCAGGAGGCAGGCGGCUCCAUGAUACCUGGAGGGGGGUCUUACGUGGCAUAUGUGAUUGAAACGAAGACGAAUGUGCCUGAAUACGGGGGCCCCUCUGCCCGCGUGGAGAGAAGAUUCCGCGAAUUUGUCGCCCUGGCCGACAGACUGGCAGAAACCCACCGGGGUUAUUUUAUCCCGGUGCGGCCGGACAAGAACGUGAUGGAGAGUCAGGUGCUGCAGGGGGCGGAGUUUGUGAAGACGAGGCAGGUGGAGCUCGAUAAGUAUGUGCAGCGCCUGGCACGCCACCCCGCCAUCUGCAGGAGCGCGGAUCUGAUUUCCUUUCUGACGUCAUCAGAGAGAUUUCAGCCCGCCACGUCAGUAGACCUCGCUUCCCGCGUGCUGGAAGGUGCCGUGAAGCUUCCUCAGCAGCUGUUUGGGGCGGCAGACUCCAUCACGCCGGCAGAAGCUGCCAAACCGGCGGGCGGCGGGAGGAACCUUCUGAGAAUGUUCAAGGAGUUUGGGCAGUCGGUGGCGAACGAUUGGACGGGCAAGCCGCCAGCUGUCAGUGGAUCCACGUCAGCAGCAGGAGGAGGAGGAGGAGGAACGUCCACGUCAGCAUUAGAAGCAGGAGCAGGAGCGGGAGCAACAGGCGAAGAAUCCGGAAACUCCAGCGGAAAAGGACAAACGGCGCCGACCGCAGCGGAGGUCGAGGCGGACGAGGCGCGGUUCGGUUCAGCCCGAGCCAAGCUGGUAGACCUGGACAAACACCUUGCCGAGGCUACAGCCGGCGCGGUGCAGAUGAUGCAGGCCCAGGACGGCUGUAGCCGCAUUGUGGGGUCCCUGGGCAUCACGUUUGGAUCCCUGGCUAAGCUGCAGGGGCAACGCCUGGUAGAGGGUGGCGCGGGGGGAGCAGGGGGAGGCGGAGGGGGAGGGGGAGGGGGACGCGGAGGGGGGGGCGCAGCAGGGAUUGCUGGUGCGGGGGUAGGGGGGUCGGAAGGGGGAACUGGGUCGGAGACAGGGGGAGGGGGGGGGGAGGGGGAGGUGGAUGGGAUAAGGGGGCGAGGCAGCAGGAGCGGGCGUUUGUGGCGGAGUGUCAGAGCGUGGGCAAGGGCAUGGUGCGCAUCCAUCCUCCUCGAAUACCACAAGACAACGGCCGCCGCCCGGACGGCCCUCGCUGACCGGUCCCAGGCGCUGCUGACGUGGCAGACGCUGGAGAGCGAUCUGGGCGGCAAGAAGACAAAGCUGGACCGGUUGGGGUCGGUGGACGGAUCAGAUCCCGCCAAGCAGAAGAAGGCUCAGGAUUUGCAGAGGGAGAUUCUGGCUCUUGAGAAGGCAAAAGAGGCUGCUAUUAACGAGUACAAUAAAAUCACAGAGCGCAAUGCAUCAGAGCUGCGGCGGUUUGAGAGCGAGAGGAAGCAGGAGUUUCUGGCCAUGCUGGGAAAUUUCGUGCAGGACCAGGUGCGUGCAUGGGUGGCAGGACCAGGUGCGUGCAUGGGUGGCAGGACCAGGUGCGUGCAUGGGUGGCAGGACCAGGUGCGUGCAUGGGUGGCAGGACCAGGUGCGUGCAUGGGUGGCAGGACCAGGUGCGUGCAUGGGUGGCAGGACCAGGUGCGUGCAUGGGUGGCAGGACCAGGUGCGUGCAUGGGUGGCAGGACCAGGUGCGUGCAUGGGUGGCAGGACCAGGUGCGUGCAUGGGUGGCAGGACCAGGUGCGUGCAUGGGUGGCAGGACCAGGUGCGUGCAUGGGUGGCAGGACCAGGUGCGUGCAUGGGUGGCAGGACCAGCACCCCCCUAUCUCCCACCCCCACCUCUCCCACUCCUUCCCCGCCCCCCGUCGAGCUUGGGAGAAGGCACGCUGGACUGA
Molecule: messenger RNA, 2097 nt
Organism: Closterium sp. Naga37s-1
Lineage: Eukaryota; Viridiplantae; Streptophyta; Zygnematophyceae; Desmidiales; Closteriaceae
Source: the annotation of a GenBank genome assembly